CUCAAGCCUGUUUGCCUCGUUGUCCUAUCUGUCUGCUCCGCGUGGCCCAAUUUAGGCACUCUCUUCGCGAUUCAGGAUGACUGACCAGGAGGAUAUUGUCCCUGCUGAUGUGGCAGACGAAGAAGAGGAGGAUCACGAAGAUGAGCAAGACGAGGAGCCAGAGGAAGAAGCAGAAGAGCCAACUGGGAAGGCCGCACCAAAGUCGUCCUCAAGGAAGGCACCGACUCGAACCAAGAAGGCACCUGGCAAUCGAAAGAAGGGCAGCCGUAUUGAGCAAAAGGCCGGCCUUUGCUUUCCGGUUUCCAAGAUUCGACGGAUGUUGAAGGAAAGCGGAUAUGCCAAGAGCGUGAAGAAGGAUGCGGGUAUUUACCUGACGGGUGUCAUCGAGUAUGUUUGCGCAGAGAUCUUGGAACUUGCUGGAAACUCUGCCAAGGAGAACAAGAAGCAGCGCAUCAUUCCAAGGAACAUUCAGCUGGCCAUCCGCAAUGAUGAGGAACUCAACAAGUACAUGAGCAAUGUGACUGUGAGGUCAGGUGGCGUCAUCCCGCACAUCCACCAGACUCUGAUGCCAGAGAAGCAACAGUCGAAAGGUAUCGUUGGGGCAUCAUUCUCUCAAGAGUACUGAGAAGCUGAGAGGCUUGCGCACCGGAUUGCACUAUGCUGCUUGGGGGAAAGCGCUCAUUAGUGCCAACGUGUGCAAAGCCAGUUCUGAGGAAGAUGCUGUCUGAUGCGACUGACUGCAGCCCGAAAUUAAUCGGGCCUGGCCAUGCGACGGCAACAUGCUGCCGUCCUAUAUGA
This is a messenger RNA of Cladocopium goreaui, 798 nucleotides long. Lineage: Eukaryota; Dinophyceae; Suessiales; Symbiodiniaceae. The record is from the annotation of a GenBank genome assembly.